ACAACCACCGCGAGCCUCACCGACCCACUCCCCCGCCGUCGCUUCCCAGCCUUCGAGCGUGCAUAGUUGUUCUGUCACUCGUUACCCGCGCGCACGCUUCACUCGCUCUUCGGCCACCCACCGCCACUCCACGCUACUCUUCUAUUGCCAUCGCGCGUUGCGUUGCGCCUCCUGUUGAUCAGCCUUCGACCGGCCACAACCACCCGACCCCAACGCCGCCCUCCUCGCCCGCGACACGAUGGGCUUCGGCGACUUCACGACGAUAUGCAAGAAGGCAUCGAUACCGCUGUGCGCCCUGGUCGGGCACCAGAACAUCAGCGGUAACCGCGGCAUCCAGGCCGAGUGCUACUCGCGCUCGCUCAUGCUCGCCAACACGCUCAUCUUCCAGGCCGCCAACGACUUCAUGCACAUCCUCGCCCUCGUCAUGACUGUUGUCAUGAUCAUUCACGUGCGAUCCAAGUUCACUGCUGUCGGCCGCAAGGAGAUCACGUCCUUCUUCUACAUCUACAUGGCCCUGACCGUCAUCUCCCUGGUCCUCGACGCCGGCGUCACCCCGCCCGGCUCCGCCUCGUACCCGUACUUUGCAGCAGCGCAGAACGGACUAGUUUCGGCUCUCUGCACCUGCCUGUUGAUCAACGGCUUUGUCGGCUUCCAGCUGUACGAGGAUGGGACGACGCUGUCCGUCUGGCUGUUGCGCUUUAGCUCGCUCGCCAUGUUCAUUGUUUCCGGCGCCGUGUCUCUGCUCACCUUCAAGGACUGGGCGGGCCUGAGCCACGAGAACCCUGUCGGCGUCUUCGUUGUCACCUACAUUAUCAACGCCAUCAUGCUGUUCGUCUAUCUUUGCAGCCAGAUUCUCCUCGUCGUGGGAACACUCGAAGACCGCUGGCCGCUGGGCGACAUCACCUUUGGCGUCUUCUUCUUUGUCAUCGGACAGGUGAUCCUGUACGUCUUCAGCGACACUCUCUGUGAAGGUGUCCAGCACUACCUAGACGGCCUGUUUUUCGCCACCAUUUGCAACUUGCUCGCCGUGAUGAUGGUCUAUAAGUAUUGGGACUCCAUCACCCGUGAAGACCUCGAGUUCUCUGUCGGCGUCAAGGCACACAACUGGGAGGUCAAGGAGCUUCUGCCCGAGGAGGACAAGCGAGGCACCGUCUACAAUGAGUCCGAGUACACCCCUUCGGUCUACCAGCAGCCGUACACACGGGCAUCGCACUACUCGGCUGUAGGACACUGAUUGCCCAUUCGUCGUAUCUUGUUUUCUUCUAUUCGACCAUUUGGAAGUACUUGUUCUGUUGUAACGUUUGCAUGGCACGGAGUUUCUGGCGUUGAGCGGCCCUUUCUCGCAUCGUCAUGACUGUGUAUGCUGAAAGCAGAGUGGCUUUGCGGUGUAAGAAGCGGUGGAGCUGGGUUCGGUUCUUGAAUUACGGGACUGCCACAGGUAUUCGGUAUGGCCCGACGAUAUUGAUAGCAUGUAUAUAGUCAUAGUAGAUAACUCUUAAUCCAGACACAGUCGAUUCUCUGUAUCAUCAGC
Molecule: messenger RNA, 1531 nt
Organism: Paraphaeosphaeria sporulosa
Lineage: Eukaryota; Fungi; Ascomycota; Dothideomycetes; Pleosporales; Didymosphaeriaceae
Exons: 2
Coding region: 239-1234 (331 amino acids)
Biological process (GO): protein folding
Cellular component (GO): endoplasmic reticulum membrane
Source: RefSeq, a predicted model, not a curated record